Molecule: messenger RNA, 1927 nt
Organism: Hermetia illucens (black soldier fly)
Lineage: Eukaryota; Metazoa; Arthropoda; Insecta; Diptera; Stratiomyidae
Product: transmembrane protein 68
Exons: 4
Coding region: 504-1460 (318 amino acids)
Cellular component (GO): membrane
Molecular function (GO): acyltransferase activity
Source: RefSeq, a predicted model, not a curated record
UCGACUGUCAAUCAACCGAGCAACUGUCAUUCUAGCUCUGCUGCUCAUCCUCGGUGUGCUUAGUGUUUUGUGCAAAUUCGUUUUUCGUGUUUUUCUCUCACUACCUGAAUGAGAUCGGCGCACAUUUGCCUGCACCACUAGUCGCAGAUCAAGGACGCAUCAAACGGCGUCGGAGAAUGUAACCCUGAUACUGCGGUAAUUGUGCAUUUCGCGAGUGUGCAAACAACAAGUGCAGCAACAACAAGCCGAGGCGAGGCCGUGAUAAGCGAGCGAACGACGAAAUGACUCACAAAAGAAUUUCUUGAGUUGCGACCACAGGGAACUUGUGAAAUUCACCGUCCACUGGGAAAGUAGCCGCUCAGGUAGGCACAGAAUCGAAGAGAACUUUCCGCGUCAGUCAACGAUUGCCGCGGGUGGUGCUUGUGUUACGUGUUUUGCGCUGUCGUUUCGGGGUCACGGUCGUUGCUUGCGGGGAAUUUGGGCUGCACAUCUCGGGCGGGAAAAUGGAUUUUGUGAAUGGUUACUUGGAUGCGGCGGUCCGCUUCGUAGAGGGUUACAUCGAUUUGGACUAUUCUUUGUGGCUGUGGCGACUGCUCACGCCACUCAUCAUCACAUUCCUCCUGCCGCUGGUGUUUGUCGCGCUAAUUUACAUAUCGUUCAUCACUUUAUUCGUCUACAAGCUGCACAGGCAAGUCAUCCUUCAAGCACUGAUCAGCGAACCGAACUUCUGGGAUAUUGGCCGAAAAGUAGUAGCAGCAAUAUGGGAUGCUCACGGGCGUAUUUAUCACGGCUACGAAGUGACUGGAAUGGAAAAUCUUCCCGAAUCCGGGCCAGCACUGAUUGUUUUCUACCAUGGCGCCAUCCCGAUCGACAUGUACUAUUUCCUCGCACGCGUCUAUCUACAACGCAAUCGUCUUGUCUAUACUGUCGGUGACCGGUUCCUAUGGAAGGUUCCUGGCUGGGGGUUGAUCAGUGACGUUUUUAAAGUCAGCCCCGGAACGGUGCAAUCAUGUGCGACAAUUCUGAAAGAGGGUCAUCUGCUGGCCAUUUCACCAGGAGGAGUGUACGAAGCGCAAUUCGGAAAUCAUAACUACGAAUUGUUGUGGCGAAAUAGAGUGGGAUUUGCCAAAGUGGCUAUUGAGGCGAAGGUUCCAAUCAUACCGUUUUUCACGCAAAAUGUCCGUGAAGGAUUUCGGCAAAUUGACUUUUGGAGUUGGCUAUUUGUGAAGAUUUAUAAUGCAACUAGGAUUCCUGUUCGGCCGAUUUAUGGAGGUUUCCCGGUUAAGUUUCGUACGUACGUGGGGAAGGCUAUUGAAUUCGAUGAGAGUUUGACGCCGGAACAGUUAACGGAGAAGGUGGCCCUCCAAUUAGAAGAACUAAUAAAUAAACAUCAACGGAUACCUGGAAGUAUUCUGAAAGCUCUUCUCGACCGGAUUCCUUUCAAACGGAAAUCGAACUAGAUGAAGAUUUCUUGAAAACCAACGGAGUGUCAUGCGGAUUUUAUAUAUUCAGGAUCAAAGUGGAUAUUGUGAUAGCGGUGAACGGUGGUUUUGAGGGAGUGAAUAAAUGAAAGACUCCUUGGGCGUGUACCAUAAAUCCUUUCCAGCAUUUCUUUGAAGUACUAACGGAAAAUACCAGAGGCCAAUUGUUUUAUGAUUUUAGAUAGAAAUAGGUUAGUUAAUGCGUAACAAAAUAUUGAUGAUAAAUGUGACAAGUGCUUGUGUAGAAGCGAAGAUACAUUUUAUUGGAUGCUUAUUGGUAUAAAAUAGUUUAUUUUCCCUUUUAGUGAUGGAAAGCAAACUAGUAUCAAAUGUACAUGUAUUAAAUGUUUUUACAUAGUUGAUAAGUAGAAAUAUUAUUUAUUGUACAGAAACUUUUUUGUUCUCAGGACACAAUAAACAAGCGAAUUGUUUUAUAGAAAUCGAAA